AACAGCCGUUGAAUAAGGAAUGAGUAAUGAAAGUGUAUCCUUAGGGGCCUAGUUUUUUAUCACUGAUGUUUUUUUAUUACUGACUGCAUGAUGAAAAUAAUUGAUUAUUUCAAAACUAUGUGAAGCAACACUUCCUGGAUUUCAAAAGACAUCAUUUCAUCAUGGGACAACAGAUUUCGGAUCAGACGCAGUUGGUUCUUAACAAGUUACCAGAAAAAGUAGCAAAACAUGUCACAUUGGUUCGAGAAAGUGGCUCCUUAACUUACGAAGAAUUUCUUGGGAGAGUAGCUGAACUUAAUGAUGUAACUGCUAAAGUGGCUUCUGGCCAGGAAAAACAUCUUCUCUUUGAGAUUAACAAAAGCCGUGGCAUUGUAGAAGCAUCACGGAUCAUGAAUUUGUACCAGUUUAUUCAGCUUUAUAAAGACAUCACAAGUCAAGCAGCAGAAGUGUUGGCACAGAGCUCCACCUCUGAAGCCCCUGAUGAAAACUCCUCAUCUGUAACAUCUUGUCAAGCUAGUCUUUGGAUGGGAAGGGUGAAGCAGCUGACUGAUGAGGAGGAGUGUUGUAUCUGCAUGGAUGGUCGAGUUGACCUUAUCCUGCCUUGUACUCACAGCUUUUGUCAGAAGUGCAUUGAUAAAUGGAGUGAUCGACACAGGAAUUGCCCUAUUUGUCGCCUGCAGAUGACUGGAGCAAAUGAAUCUUGGGUGGUGUCAGAUGCGCCCACUGAAGAUGAUAUGGCUAACUAUAUUCUUAACAUGGCUGAUGAGGCAGGCCAGCCCCACAGACCAUGACCUUGAGUGAAGUAUUUUGUUGCUAUUGUGGGCUACAAACAUGUGGGUCAUGGGGAAAGAAUGCAGGGAUGUUGUGGCGCAGGCACCGAGAACUCACUUUUCCCCACCCUCUUAUUUUCGCUUUUCUGACAAUUUGAUAAACUUUUCAUGUCUUCCAUUUAUGGUAAAUUAAAACUUGCUACUGUUCUAGACCAUUAUUUUCCUAUUAUUUAUCUGUUCUAAUAUAGCUUAUUAGAACUAAUUGCUCUUGAAUCCUUUGCUGCAGUAACAGCAACAUUUCCAGAGGCUUCUGAAACACUACUAUUUUUCAGGGUAGGAGCAUUCUGGAA
This is a messenger RNA of Myotis brandtii (Brandt's bat), 1120 nucleotides long. It is a transcript of the gene RNF141, whose product is annotated as ring finger protein 141. The transcript is spliced from 6 exons. The record is from RefSeq and is a predicted model, not a curated record. NCBI's taxonomy places the organism in Eukaryota, Metazoa, Chordata, Mammalia, Chiroptera, Vespertilionidae. Gene Ontology annotation, molecular function: ubiquitin-protein transferase activity. Gene Ontology annotation, biological process: protein autoubiquitination. The coding region runs from base 162 to 791 and encodes 209 amino acids.